AUGACAAGAAACGCCAGACCCAACAUCGUCCUGCUGAUGGCAGAUGACCUUGGAGUGGGGGAUUUGUGCUGCUACGGUAAUAACUCAGUGAGCACCCCUAAUAUUGACCGCCUGGCAAGUGAGGGAGUGAGGCUCACCCAGCAUCUCGCAGCUGCUUCCAUGUGAACCCCAAGUCGGGCUGCCUUCCUGACCGGCCGGUACCCCAUCAGAUCAGGGAUGGUGUCUCCCUACAACCUCAACCGUGCCCUCACGUGGCUUGGUGGUUCAGGUGGUCUUCCUACCAAUGAAACAACUUUUGCCAAGCUGCUGCAGCACCGUGGCUACCGCACGGGACUCAUAGGCAAAUGGCACCUGGGUUUGAGCUGCGCCUCUCGGAAUGAUCACUGCUACCACCCGCUCAACCAUGGUUUUCACUACUUUUAUGGGAUGCCUUUCGGACUUUUAAGCGACUGCCAGGCAUCCAAGACACCAGAACUGCACCGCUGGCUCAGGAUCAAACUGUGGAUCUCCACGGUGGCCAUUGCCCUGGUUCCUUUUCUGCUUCUCAUUCCCAAGUUCGCCCGCUGGCUCUCAGUGCCAUGGAAGGUCAUCGCUGUCUUUGCUCUCCUCGCCUUUCUGUUUUUCACUUCCUGGUAUUCUAGUUAUGGAUUUACUCGGCGUUGGAAUUGCAUCCUUAUGAGGAACCAUGAAAUCAUCCAGCAGCCGAUGAAAGAGGAGAAAGUAGCUUCCCUCAUGCUGAAGGAGGCGCUAGCUUUCAUUGAAAGGGUCAAACGGGAACCUUUUCUCCUCUUUUUUUCCUUCCUGCACGUACAUACUCCACUCAUCUCCAAAGAGAAGUUUGUUGGGCACAGUAAAUAUGGCAGGUAUGGGGACAAUGUAGAAGAAAUGGAUUGGAUGGUGGGGAAAAUUCUGGAUGCCCUAGACCAGGAGUGCCUGGCCAACAACACCUUGGUGUACUUCACCUCUGACAACGGGGGCCACCUGGAGCCCCUGGACGGGGCUGUUCAGCUGGGCGGCUGGAACGGGAUCUACAAAGGUGGCAAAGGAAUGGGAGGAUGGGAAGGAGGUAUCCGUGUGCCAGGGAUAUUCCGGUGGCCGUCGGUCUUGGAGGCUGGGAGAGUGAUCAAUGAGCCCACUAGCCUAAUGGACAUCUAUCCGACGCUGUCUUAUAUAGGUGGAGGGAUCUUGCCCCAGGACAGAGUGAUUGACGGCCAGAACCUAAUGCCCCUGCUGGAAGGAAGGGCGUCCCACUCCGACCACGAGUUCCUAUUCCACUACUGUGGGGUCUAUCUGCACACGGUCAGGUGGCAUCAGAAGGACUGUGCAACUGUGUGGAAAGCUCAUUAUGUGACUCCUAAAUUCUACCCUGAAGGAACUGGUGCCUGCUAUGGGAGUGGAAUAUGUUCAUGUUCAGGGGAUGUAACCUACCACGACCCACCACUCCUCUUUGACAUCUCAAGAGACCCUUCGGAAGCCCUUCCACUGAACCCUGACAAUGAACCACUAUUUGACUCCGUGAUCAAGAAGAUGGAGGCAGCCAUAAAAGAGCAUCGUAGGACACUAACACCUGUCCCACAGCAGUUCUCUGUGUUCAACACAAUUUGGAAACCAUGGCUGCAGCCAUGCUGUGGGACCUUCCCCUUCUGUGGGUGUGACAAGGAAGAUGACAUCCUUCCCACAGCUCCCUGA
Messenger RNA from Piliocolobus tephrosceles (Ugandan red Colobus), 1689 nucleotides. RefSeq names its product arylsulfatase family member H (gene ARSH). NCBI's taxonomy places the organism in Eukaryota, Metazoa, Chordata, Mammalia, Primates, Cercopithecidae. Gene Ontology annotation, molecular function: arylsulfatase activity. The transcript is spliced from 9 exons. The record is from RefSeq and is a predicted model, not a curated record.